AAUAUUUUACCAAUAAUACCACAGACAGCGCAGCGUUUGCCACAGUGUCUUAUUAUUGGUGUACGUAAAGGAGGAACACGUGCUCUUCUAGAUGCGCUGGCACUUCAUCCAAAUAUACGGGUAGUUCGACGUGAAUUACACUUUUUUAGCAACAAUGAAACGUAUUUGAAUGGACUGGAAUGGUAUCGUCAACAAAUGCCUUAUAUUGAUAAUAAUUUACAGAUAACAAUCGAAAAAACACCAGCCUAUUUCACGAAUGAAUUAGCUGCUGAACGGGUAUAUCACAUGAAUUCUUCGAUUAAAUUAAUAAUAAUCUUAAGAGAUCCAGUUAUUCGCACAAUCAGUGAUUUUACUCAGGUUUUGUAUACGAAAUUUGAACGCAAUAAAAGCCAACCAAUUUUCGAAGCGGAAGCAUUUCUGGCAGAUGGAACCACUAUAAAUAUUGCUUAUAAACCAAUAAGGAAUUCACUCUAUUCAUUACAUAUGAAGCAAUGGCUGAAACAUUUUCCAUUGAAAAAUUUUCUCAUUCUUAACGGAGACCGCUUCAUUAUUGAUCCUUCCUUCCAAAUAAAGAAAGUGGAACGAUUUUUAAAGCUAUCGCAAUCUAUUGAGCCCAGUCAAAUAUUAUUCAAUAAAAAGAAAGGUUUUUUUUGUUUUCGCCAAAAAAAUCGUCACAAGCCUCGAUGCUUGGGGGAAACGAAAGGGCGAGCUCAUGCCAACAUCUCGAUGGAAACAAAGCUAAAACUUCGACGUGCUUUCCUUUCAUACAAUUUAGAAUUUUUUAAAAUGGUAAAUCACUGGUGGAACUGGAAUUAA
Dracunculus medinensis (Guinea worm) is the source of this 816-nucleotide messenger RNA. NCBI's taxonomy places the organism in Eukaryota, Metazoa, Nematoda, Chromadorea, Rhabditida, Dracunculidae. The record is from the annotation of a GenBank genome assembly.